This is a messenger RNA of Canariomyces notabilis, 1635 nucleotides long. RefSeq lists its product as uncharacterized. NCBI's taxonomy places the organism in Eukaryota, Fungi, Ascomycota, Sordariomycetes, Sordariales, Chaetomiaceae. The transcript has a single exon. The record is from RefSeq and is a predicted model, not a curated record. Bases 191 to 1348 code for a protein of 385 amino acids.
AAAUAGCCUUGUCCUCCCCGAAGCCGCCAACAGCCCAAAGCAGAACAGCACCUGGCCCUACUCAGCAGCACCAGCCCAGCUUUGAACUGCACGAUUUGUUUUCGCCACAUACAAAACACUAGCACCACCGCCUUAUCGUUUUGCGCUGCACCGCGGACUCACCUGUCCGCGUUUGCGCUCGUCUCUGACCAUGUCGCGCCCAUGGCCGGCCGAGAUGGACCCUCGAUGGGCUCGCCAGCGAGCGCCUCCCAUGGAUCCCGCAAGCCAUGCCGCCUACACACACAGCCGGACGCGGACGACAUCGUCGAAUACUUUUCCUGCGGGCAUGAUGCAACCACCCGCCCCUCCCCAAAAUUAUCCCCCGCAGAUGCAUCUUGUCCAACCCCAGGCGAACCACCAGCGCCGAUCGCCCAGCGUCAACACAUUUAGCACCGUCUCGAGCGGAGGAAUGGCGCCUCCGGCAGCAUACAGGACAUCGCCUACAUUAGACAUUAGGAGAUCCACCUCGAGCCGCUCUGGCGGGAACUCGGGCGCACCCCAGUCGUCUUACGUGGCGCUCCUCAGGAGGCAGAAGGCUACUGUAUGGUGCGAGCGCGCCCAGUACGAAGACCCCAGGUUGCUCGCACAGCAGCGAGCCGCCAAAAUACGAGCGGAGCGCGAGGUGCUAGGAUCCGGCAGCGGCCUCGGCCUCAGCGCGGGCGCCUUGGCUGGCCGCACUUCUACCGGGCUUAGCUCUACUGGCACGAGAGUGGCCGCUAAAAUACGCCAUCAUGGCAAGAACACUGUGGUCGACUAUUCCCCCGGAACCAACUUCCACGGCGUCGGGGGAGUUCCACUUCGACUAAGCGCAACCGAGGUGGAAGGGGAGGAGAGCGAUGACGACGACGCUAUCGCGCAGAGGAUGCACCACCGCAGGACGGGGAGCUCUGGUCGGACUAGCAUCUCUAGCGGCAAGAGAACGGCGGCAUAUCGUUCGCCCGGAGGCCUCGGGCUGGUGAACCCGCCCGGUGGGGGCACGAAGUGGAGCCCUGACGCAACCCCGGAGCGCAGGGGUUCUGUGGCCGAGGACGUCAAGCUGGGCGAGCCGGCACUCGCAGCAGCAGGGGACGACUCGGCCAGCGGGAAAGCAAGGAGUUUUGGCAGUGGCAGCAGCGGAGAGCGGCUGGACAAUGUCCCGGAUCUCUCAUCCGCCAACGCGACACACCUCGCCAACAACAGCAUGAAGCACGCCACGGUGACUCGCGAAAAGAGCGUCAAGAGUGUCGACGAGCUGAAACGGCGAGGCAGCGUAGACGAGCGGACGAUGACCCUGACCGCGGGCCGGCUGUACAUUGCGAAUCCGGACUAGAUUGAGAGCAGCAUAAUGGGUGGUGAGGGACAGGAUCCUAAAGCCCGCUGCCCGAGCGAUUUCUUUCCUUAGUCACAGCGUCGCAAUACACACAAUACAAUACCCACUCGCACCGGCAUAUCUCGGCACUGAGGACUACGAGUUUGCGUACCUCAAUGGAUCCAAUGUUUUAUCUAUCACGCUCAGUCUUGUUUCCCAACCUUCGUUGCUCAUACAUGGUUUGUCCGUUUAAUCUACUGCUUCAUGGGCACAGUGAGCGAGGGGAGAUGCCCGGGAUGGGCUUGGUC